AUGCUCGAGCUCCUUGAUCGUUCCUCUGUGGCUGCUUGUUUAUUGACUCUCUGCACCAUCGCCGGACUAUAUCUGUGGCGAAAUAGGACUGCGAAGCAUGCAGGAAUACCGCUGCCUCCGGGUCCUCCCCGUCUACCCCUCGUGGGCAACCUUUUACAGAUGCCGAAAAGUCAUGAUUGGUUGACCUACGAAGCAUGGGCCAAGGAGUUCGGUUCGGAUGUGCUUCAUGUCGAUGUCCUCGGUCGCCAUAUUGUGGUCUUGAAUUCCAUCAAAGCUGCCACGGAGCUGUUCGAACAGCGCCCUUCGAUUUAUUCAGACAGCCGAUUUUCCUGUCUUUGUAUAGCAUGGUGUCUAACGCUAGAAAUACUCGGCUUUGAUUGGAUAAUGGCUUCCAUUCCCUACAAUGAAAAUUUGAAGUCUAUGCGCAAAAUGAUCGAAACGUUCUUCCGGCCAACUGCAUUGAAGGAAUAUCACCCUGUUGAGACUGUAGCUGUCAACCAGCUCCUCAAUAGUCUUAUGGACAGGCCCGAAGAGUUUACGGCCCACUUAAGACAGAUGGCGGGUGCGAUUAUCUUGGAGCUUGGGUAUGGUUUCAAGGUAAAACCCUCGGGCGAUCCACACAUCAAGAGCGCCGAGAAAGCUAUGCAUGCCCUCACAACAUCAAUAUCCCAUAGCGCUCGUAUUUUCGAUUUCUUUCCUCUAGCAAUGUAUCUUCCUUCGUGGUUUCCCGGCGCUAGUUACAAGAAGUACGCCAGAGACGUGCAUCAUUGCAGUGUGGACACCAGAGAAAAUCCAUGGAUUGCCGCCAAAGAAGCAUUGGUACGCCAAGAAACCUCUCCAUCCUUUGCUGGGAACGUACUAGACCGGUUGGAGACCGAUCCCUCACCCGAGGAGGAAUCUUUGGCUAAGCUAGCUGCGGGAAAUUUGUUUACCGUGUGCGCGUUAGAGAUAUUUGUUCUCGCCAUGACAUUGUAUCCAGAAUCUCAGAAGAGAGCUCAAGCCGAGAUUGACUCGAUCAUCGGAAGGGAUCGUAUUCCGUCUUUUGAGGACAAGGAUAUCCUUCCUUAUGUCAAUGCCUUAACCACUGAGGUCUUCAGAUGGCGAAAUGUUACGCCUUUAGCUGUUCCCCACCUUCUUACAGUUGAUGACGUCUACAAGGGUUAUUUUUUACCGGCUGGAUCCACAGUCAUUGCGAACGUCUGGGCUAUGCUACACGACGAGAAUGUGUACGGAUCAGACGCGUUGGAAUUCAAGCCCGAACGGUUCUUAGACAGAGAUUCACCAUUCCCCGAAAUCGCGUUCGGCUUUGGGCGUCGUAUCUGUCCAGGCUUACACCUGGCUCGUGAGUCAGCUUGGAUAGCCAUAGUGUCAAUUCUAGCAACAUUCGACAUUUCGAAAGUGAAGGAUAAGGACGGGAAGGACAUCGAACCCGUUGACGAACAAUAUUCUGCGCUCGUCCCCCGGCCUUUGCCAUUCAAGUGCCACAUCAAGCCACGGUCUGCUGCUGCUGCUAAGUUGAUUCGGAUGACACAAAUAGUUGAGGCCUAG
Messenger RNA from Stereum hirsutum FP-91666 SS1, 1548 nucleotides. Its product is annotated as cytochrome P450. NCBI's taxonomy places the organism in Eukaryota, Fungi, Basidiomycota, Agaricomycetes, Russulales, Stereaceae. Bases 1 to 1548 code for a protein of 515 amino acids. The record is from RefSeq and is a predicted model, not a curated record. Gene Ontology annotation, molecular function: heme binding; monooxygenase activity; oxidoreductase activity, acting on paired donors, with incorporation or reduction of molecular oxygen. The transcript is spliced from 15 exons.